Lathyrus oleraceus (garden pea) is the source of this 1327-nucleotide messenger RNA. Its product is annotated as DNA repair protein RAD51 homolog 1. NCBI's taxonomy places the organism in Eukaryota, Viridiplantae, Streptophyta, Magnoliopsida, Fabales, Fabaceae. Gene Ontology annotation, biological process: chromosome organization involved in meiotic cell cycle; double-strand break repair via homologous recombination; DNA recombinase assembly. The record is from RefSeq and is a predicted model, not a curated record. Gene Ontology annotation, cellular component: condensed nuclear chromosome. Bases 184 to 1212 code for a protein of 342 amino acids. The transcript has 8 exons. Gene Ontology annotation, molecular function: DNA strand exchange activity; single-stranded DNA binding; double-stranded DNA binding.
UAAAUACCCUAAGCUUGUCAAACAAGCUUGCGAAGGAAAAUACUUUUCGCGCCUCUCUUUCGAUUUCGAAUCCCUCUCUCCAUCUUCUUCUCUUCCCCCUUUCUUCCUUCUCCCUCUUCUCACUCAAUUCCCCAAAUUUCCCACUGUUUUCUUCUCCACCAAGGUCUCGUUGUUGUGUUAAAAAUGGAGCAGCAGCGUCUUGAGAAAACAGCACAACAACAACAGGACCAAGAAACCGAAGAGAUUCAACACGGUCCUUUACCCGUCGAACAACUUCAGACAUCUGGUAUAGCUGCAAUUGAUGUUAAGAAGCUUAAAGAUGCGGGUAUUUGCACUGUUGAAUCUGUUGCUUAUACUCCCAGGAAGGAUCUUUUGCAAAUCAAAGGUAUCAGUGAAGCCAAGGUUGACAAGAUCAUUGAAGCAGCUUCUAAGCUGGUGCCUAUGGGUUUUACUAGUGCUAGUGAGCUCCAUGCCCAGCGAGAAUCUAUUAUUCAGAUAACCACUGGGUCAAGAGAGCUUGACAAGAUAUUAGAAGGUGGAAUUGAGACGGGUUCUAUCACUGAAAUGUAUGGUGAAUUUAGAUCUGGGAAGACUCAGUUGUGUCACACUCUCUGUGUCACUUGUCAAUUGCCACUAGAUCAAGGAGGAGGUGAGGGUAAAGCUAUGUACAUAGAUGCUGAGGGAACAUUUAGACCUCAGCGACUCUUACAGAUAGCAGACAGGUUUGGACUGAAUGGUGCUGAUGUAUUGGAAAAUGUCGCUUAUGCUAGAGCUUAUAACACGGAUCAUCAAUCACGGCUUCUGCUUGAAGCAGCUUCGAUGAUGGUUGAUACAAGGUUUGCUCUAAUGAUAAUAGACAGUGCUACUGCUCUCUAUAGGACAGAUUUUUCCGGAAGAGGGGAGCUUUCAGCCCGGCAAAUGCAUUUAGCAAAGUUCCUGAGAAGCCUUCAGAAAUUAGCAGAUGAGUUCGGUGUGGCUGUUGUCUUAACAAACCAAGUAGUCUCACAAGUAGAUGGUUCUGCAAUGUUUGCUGGACCCCAAACCAAACCUAUUGGAGGCAACAUUAUGGCUCAUGCAACUACAACAAGGUUAGCUCUCAGGAAAGGAAGAGGAGAAGAGCGAAUCUGUAAAGUGAUUAGUUCUCCUUGUUUGGCUGAAGCCGAAGCAAGAUUUCAGAUAUUAGGCGAAGGAGUUUCAGAUGUUAAAGACUAACCAUUUUUAGCAUUGUCUGAAACAUUGAAUUUUUUGUUUGUUUGUUUGUGUCUUUUUGCUAGUUGUAAAAGAUGAUUUGCAAGUAUCCAAUGUCUAGUUUUGCAAUAAUGUUCAA